UGAGCACAGCAGUCAGGGAGGAGGGAGAGAAGCGAGCCUGCCAAAUAUCUGGUGUUAAAGGGUCUGUUACUAUUGAUUUAUGGCGCGGAGCCCCCUCCUUCUCUCCCCACCUAGCACAUUCAGCCCUCCCCUGGUAAAUCCCACCCUCUCCUCUGUGUGCCCAAGCAGGGUCUUCACACAUUUAUAAGAAGCUUGUUGCGCUCUUCAUACUAGCAGAGCUCGGUUAAAGAAGUCCGUCUCAGGCAAAGCUUAAGAAUGGCAAACAGGAGAGGGGGGCUGAAGCGAGGUGGUGCAUAGGUGGUUAAACAAAACAAAACAAAAGGUAGGGAACGCAUUGAGGACAGGAAGGGGACAUUUUCGGCACAGAUACAGAGGAAGAAAUGAAAAAGCAAAGCGCGCGUAGAAGCCGAAGGGUACAGGUACAGCGAAGCUGAGGGGAGGAGGCAAAGCCUGACAGAAUAUUUCAAGUUCUUAGCGCCACAGGACAAGUUGAAACAAGGGUUAAAUCCCUUCACACCGAGGAAGGGGGGGGAGAGAGCAGAGCACACACUGCUCCUUCCACCCCCAGGGCGCACUCCCCCCUCCUGUGCUGUGUGCUUUGGAGAGGAAGACAGUUACCCCUGUAGGGGCACUGGGUGAAGCACUGUGUAUUCAGUUGUGCUGGGUGAACAUGCCUUUCCUUUGGCUUUUAUGGAUCCUUUGCAGUUACAGCUGUGCUCAGGACAGACCCGGCUAUUUGAUAGUGGCCCCGUCAGUUUUCCGCUCUGGUGUGGAGGAAGCGGUCAGCAUCACCAUCUUUAAUGCAGCUGCAGAGACCAAAGUGCAGUUGCAGCUGGUGGUCAAAGGAGAAACAGUGGCUCACAGUCAUGGGUCUGUGUUUGAUAAAGGGACCAUUAAGAUUCAGGUUCCUCAUGGAAUUCGAGGUCAAGCUCAUCUAAAAGUUUGGGGAAACCGGCAUCUGACUGACAAUGGAUUUAUAUUCCAUAACUCUACCACAGUUACUGUGGAUAGCAAAGGAUCAUCUGUAUUCAUACAAACUGACAAACCUGUAUAUAAACCCAAGCAGAAAGUUCUUAUCAAUAUGUAUACGGUGACUCCUGAUCUUCGUCCAGCCAGGGAAAAGAUUAAUGCUUAUAUCCUGGACCCUCGAGGCUCUAGGAUUAUUCAGUGGAAUGAUUUGAAACCAAUCUGUUGUGGUGUUGUUAACAUGAGUUUCCCUCUGUCCGACCAACCUGUCUAUGGGGAUUGGUUAAUAUUUGCAGAGACACAAGGUCACAUCUACAACAAGUCAUUUGCAGUGCAGAAAUAUGUGUUACCAAAAUUUGAGCUGGUCAUCUCCCCACCACCAUACAUUCGGGAUAUUGGCACCUGUGAGAAGGGUUUUGUUACAGCAAGGUACACAUUUGGCAAGCCUGUGGGUGGCAUGUUGAUAAUCAAUAUGACCGUUACCGGAGUUGGGUACUAUAGACAUGAGAUUGGACACCAAGUUCUCAAGACAUUGGAGAUUUAUGGCUCAGCUGAGUUUGAUAUCUGCGCCAAGGACAUGAUGCCAGUAGAUUUUCCUGAACAUUUUAGAGGGGCUGUGAAUAUUUGGGCUACAGUAACUUCAGUGGAUGGCAGCAAACAAGUUACCUUUGAUGACACCACCCUGGUUCAGAAGCAACUGAUUGACAUCAAAUAUACCAAGGACACGCGCAGACAAUUCAAACCAGGCUUGCCCUACCAAGGGAAGGUGGAAGUAAUAUAUCCUGACGGUAGCCCUGCAGAUGGUGUCAGUGUGCGUAUCAAAGCUGAACUCACCCCAAAGGACAAUGUCUACAUCAGUGAGCUUGUGUCCAAAAAUGGCUUAGUGGAGUUCCAGAUUCCAUCUAUCCCCACGGGAGCCCACUAUGUGUGGCUGGAGUCUAAAGUAACAGCCAUCGAUGGUAAACCAGUAGGUGACCAGUAUCUGCCCAACUAUUUGUCCAUAAGCAGCUGGUACUCUCCAAGCAAAUGCCACCUUCUACUACAGCCUCCAGAGAAUCCAUUGCUGGUUGGAGAUGAGGCUUGGAUUGCUUUGAAAUCCACCUGUCCGUGCAAUUUCACUCUGCACUACGAGGUGGCAUCUCGUGGAAACAUUGUGCUCUCAGGGCAUCAGCCUGGUAACCUCACUCAGCACAGGAGCAGGAGAUCAAUGCCGGUGACAUUUAACAAGGAUGUCCAUGGAACAGCUGCAUCAGGGUCAGCUUCCACACAGCCCGCGCCUGAAGACCCAGAGGCUUGGGUGACAUAUGUACACUUUCAAAUUACUCACAAUAUGGCCCCUUUAAGCCGGCUUCUUAUUUACUAUGUGCGUGAGAAUGGAGAGGGGGUAACUGACAGUGCUCAGAUACUAGUUAAGCCAGCUUUUGAGAAUCAGGUAUCACUGGCCCUCUCUCACAAUGACUCCAAACCUGGUGAUGUAGUGGAUAUUAAAGUGAAGGCUGCUAGGGGGAGUUGUGUGUGUGUUGCCACCGUGGAUAAGAGUGUCUAUCUUGUACGCAAUGGUUUCCAGAUCACACCUGAACAGAUAUUCCAGGAGCUGGGGGAGUUUGAUGUUUCUGAUGCAUAUGGGACUGGAAAGGAUGAAGGACAUUUCUGGUGGCCUGGACUGGGCUCACUGAGGAGAAGGCGUUCCUCGGUGUUUCCCUGGCACUGGGACAUUACCAAGGAUGCACGAUUUGCUUUCACAGAGGCAGGACUAGUUGUAAUGACAGAUGUUGUGAGUCUCAAUCAUCGCCAAAGUGGGGGGAUGUACACAGAUGAAGCCGUGCCAGCCUUCCAGCCUCAUACAGGAACAAUAGUGGGUUCAUCCUACUCUAGGAUUGCUCCUAGAACUGAGAAACGAAAGAGGACUUUCUUCCCAGAAACCUGGGUAUGGCAUUGCUUCAAUGUCAGUGAUGCCACUGGUGAAGGAGAGCUGCGUGUAGAAGUUCCUGACUCUAUCACCACAUGGAUAAGUGAGGCAAUUGGAAUGUCUGAAGAGAAAGGCCUUGGUGUUGCCAAAUCCACCCAUCUGAAAACCUUCAAGCCCUUCUUUAUUGACUUCACACUGCCCUACUAUGUUAUACGAGGGGAGCAAGUCAAAAUACCUCUAACAGUCUACAAUUAUUUGCCCUUCAGUGCAGAGGUGCACAUAAAAAUCGCUGUCCCAAAAGGCAUUAAGUUUGUGGGAUAUCCUGGGAAGCAAUAUCUGAUCCGAAAGCUGUGUGUUGCUUCAGGGGAAACUAAACCAACAUCAGCUGUCUUCUCUUUUACCGAACUGGGACAGGCAAACAUUUCAGCCAGAGCUGUGGCAUAUGGGAGCUUUAGUUGCCCAGAGGGGUCAAAUGGCAUGAAAAACAGCAAAUAUACAGAAGACCCAUACACAGAAAGGAAGGUUCCAUCUGGCAGUGACUUUGUUCGAAGAAGCGUGAUGGUUGAGCCAGAGGGUUUAGCCCGUGAAUACACAUACAGUGUCUUCUUCUGUCCGAAUGAGAAAAUUCAGAUUUCCACUCCCAACAAAUUUGAAUAUCAGUAUGUACAGAAGCCACAGCGAAUGACUCAUUUUGAACUGACUAUAAAGGCUCACAACGAUGCCCAUGUGGCUCUGUCCUCUGGACCCCAUGACAUGGCAGAGAUGAUAGAGAUUGUUAUUGGGGGACAACAUAACUCCAAAACAUGGAUCUCUACAAGCAAAAUGGGAGACCCAGUGUCCAGCACAAACACUGCUUCCAUUUUAUCCUGGGAUGAGUAUCGAGCAUUCUGGAUAAGCUGGAGAAAUGGCGUCAUACAGGUAGGACACGGAACUCAGUGCUCCAAUGACUCUGUUAUCGUGGAGUGGACAGCGGCAAGGCAGCCGGACGUGAAGUUCAUCGGUUUUUCCACCGGCUGGGGCUCCAUGGGGGAAUUUAAAAUAUGGCGGAAGGAAGAGACAGAUGAGAACCACAAUGAGGCUUUCACCCUGGGGGUCCCACACAAUGUCAUUCCAGGGUCCGAGAGAGCCACGGCAUCCAUUAUAGGAGACGUUAUGGGACCUACAGUGAGUAACUUGGAUAACCUCCUCCGGCUCCCAUUUGGAUGUGGGGAGCAGAAUAUGAUUCAUUUUGCCCCUAAUGUUUUUGUUCUAAAGUACCUUCAGAAGACUAGACAGCUCUGCUCUGAAGUAGAAAGUGAAGCUGUGGAUUACCUAGUACAAGGAUACCAACGCCAACUCACCUACAAAAGGCAAGAUGGGUCAUAUAGUGCUUUUGGAGAGAGAGACUCAUCUGGGAGUAUGUGGCUCACUGCAUUUGUUCUGAAAUCAUUUGCUCAGUCCCGAGGCUUCAUCUUCAUUGAUCCAGAAGAACUCUCUGCUGCCAAAGACUGGAUCAUUCAGCACCAAAAGAAAGAUGGCUCUUUCCCAGCCAUGGGCCGAAUCUUAAACAAGGACAUCCAGGGUGGUAACCAUGGGAAAAUUGCCCUGACAGCUUAUGUUGCAGCUGCUCUCCUGGAAACUGGAAUCACAUCUGAAGAAGAAAGAGUUGCAGUUUCCAAAGCCAAGUUAUUUUUAGAGUCCCACUUGUUUUCAGCAGAUGACCCUUACACUACAGCAUUAACUGCAUAUGCCCUGACUCUCCUCCGCAGCACCUAUGCUCCUAUGGCCCUCCGUAAACUGAAUGGGAUGGCUAUAACGCAAGAUGGCUUCACACACUGGAGUUUAACUGGGACCAUGGCAGUAGAGGAGGAUACAUUCAUGGGAUUUAAUGAUGGUCUUUCUCAAUCAGUGGUAUCAGCAGAGGUUGAAAUGACUGCUUAUGCCCUAUUGACAUACGCCCUUCUUGGAGAUGUGGCUUCUGCCCUACCUGUAGUUAAGUGGCUUUCACAACAACGCAAUGCACUUGGAGGAUUUUCAUCCACACAGGACACUUGUGUAGCUCUUCAAGCCCUUGCAGAGUAUGCAAUCCUUUCCUAUGUUGGUGGUGUUAACCUCACAAUAUCUUUGGCAUCAACCAACCUAGAUUAUCAGGAAACCUUUGAGCUUAACUAUCUGAACAAGAAGAUAUUGCAGACGGCCAUGAUUCCCAGCAUUCCAACUGGCUUGUUUGUCAGCGCAAAAGGUGAAGGCUGCUGCCUAAUGCAGAUUGACGUCCAUUACAAUGUUCCAGAUCCUGUAACCAAACCUGCCUUCCAGCUCACAGUCCAUCUAAAAGAGCCUAAACCUGCAAGAGAGAGGAGAUAUGCUGGACGCCCAGAAACUCUUCUAAGGGACCAUGCACUCCCUGAUGAUGAUGAUCCAAGUUCUCACCAAGACCACCAGGAGUACAAAGUAACUCUGGAGGCCUGCACCAGGUGGCUUCACACAGGUGCUUCUAACAUGGCCGUGCUUGAAUUCUCCCUGUUAUCAGGCUUCCGAGCAGAUAUUGUAAGCUUAGAGCAGUUACUUAUGAACAAGCAGAUCGGAUUAAAACGUUAUGAAGUCGAUGGAAGAAAAGUCUUGUUCUACUUUGAUGAGAUACCCAGUCAGUGCAUGACCUGUGUACGGUUUCAUGCAUUCAGGGAAUAUAUUGUGGGAAAAACUGCACCAGUUCCCAUCAAAAUUUAUGACUACUAUGAACCAACAUUCGAAGCCACCAGAUUCUAUAAUGCUAGUGAGAACAGCCCACUAUCUCGGGAGCUAUGCGAUGGGACAAUGUGUAAUGAGGUGGAGAGCUCCAUGAACCAAUGGACAGGCUUUGCCCCCUCUGGUUCUUGCAGUGGAGGAUUUUCCUGUCCGGACCAGGAUCACUUUGAACGCUGCAUGUGCUACAGAGAUUGUGGAUAUGAUGGAGAUCCUGUGUGUGGGUCAGACGGCAAUAUUUAUCAAAACCAGUGCCAGAUGGAAGUGGCAGCCUGCAGAAAUAAUACAAGAAUUGAGCGUGUGGCCAUGUCUCAGUGUACCAUGGAAGAUGAAUUAACUGAAGUUGAAACAGGCAUUCCAGUGGUUAAAGAAGAGGAAGCACCGAAAACGGGUAAAAUGCACUAAAAAAAAUGC
Messenger RNA from Spea bombifrons (plains spadefoot toad), 6010 nucleotides. It is a transcript of the gene CPAMD8, whose product is annotated as C3 and PZP like alpha-2-macroglobulin domain containing 8. The transcript is spliced from 41 exons. NCBI's taxonomy places the organism in Eukaryota, Metazoa, Chordata, Amphibia, Anura, Pelobatidae. The record is from RefSeq and is a predicted model, not a curated record. Gene Ontology annotation, molecular function: protein binding; endopeptidase inhibitor activity. Bases 671 to 6001 code for a protein of 1776 amino acids. Gene Ontology annotation, cellular component: extracellular region.